AUGGAAGAAUCUUCAUUUACUAUCCCAGCUGACGACAAUGGUGACACUGAACUCGAUCCUAGAAUACAGGUCAAUUAUUUCGCCAACGAGCAUAAUGGAUACGAUAUUUUAUAUCAAAACAUGAAAUACGGACUUAUAGCCAGUAAGGAACUCUCGGAGUAUCUCAGAGAAAGAUCGAAUAUUGAAGAAUCGAAUUCGAAACUUCUCGCCAAACUUGCUAAACAGGCUAACAGUAACUGUGCACAGGGAACUUUUGCGCCAUUCUGGGGUGUAUUGAAGUGUUCCGCUGAGAAACUUUCUAAUCUUCAUCAGCAUAUGUUCCAAAAAGUUAGUGAACUUGUCAAAGAUGUUGCCCGAUAUGCUGAUGAUCUACAUAAAAAGCAUAAGGCUGUAAAGGAUUCUGAAUCUAGUACUCUAGAAGUAGUAUUACUUAUACAGAACACUAAACAAGCUCUGCAGAAGGCUAAAGAUGUGUACACAUCAAAGUCUACUGAAUUGGAGAAGCUAAGAAAAGAAAAUGCCUCCGUUAAGGAUAUUGAGAAGGCUGAAAUUAAAAUUAAGAAGUUACACGAGGAUUAUAGACAGUUGGCUGAAAAAUACAACCUGGUGAAACAGGAUUUUGAGAAGAAAAUGACACAAACCUGUAAACACUUCCAGGAUGUUGAAGAAGCCCACUUGAAGCAAAUGAAACAGUUUGUUAAUGUAUACGCUGAUAUCAUUCAAAACAAUCACGACCUCAUGGGGCAAGUACAUAGGGAUUUUAAGCACCAGUGCCUGGAAUUAACUGUAGAAAAACUCCUAGAACAAUUUCUUGUUGACAAGUACAAUGCCUUAGAGAAGGCGAACCUUGUUGAGUUACCCCCGUCAUUACCAAAGCCUGGAUCAGCCAAUAAUUCAAUAUCAGAAGCUGACCAAAUAUCUACAGUUUCUAAUGGGUCACAUAAGCCAGUACAGCCGGCUAAAGCUCCUAAAAAAGAACCGUCAUUUGCCACGAAGACAUCAAGAAGGACCACUUCUCUGCUUAAUUUGUUUACACCAAACUUCCAGAGUAAAGAUGAGCCCAGUGUCAGUAGUGAAGGUGUCGCGCCGUGUUCAGCUCCAUCCAGCCCAAGUGGAACACCUGCUACACCUGUGGCUCCGGAAAAAGACGACAACAUGAAUCGUACUACACUUCGUGAAUCCAAAUGGUUCCUACGUAGUAGAAGAACUAAAACUAAACUUAAAAAAUCUAAAAAGAAAAAAGAUGAAAUUUCAGAAAAUUCGAACGCAGGUGAUAAGUCAGAUUUGGAAGAAAAGGAAGAGGAGGCUCCCACUAAAGAGGACUUAAUGCAUUCGCCGGAAGUUGACGAAGAAGGUUUUCGUAUUAGACCAAAAGAUGAGAAGGGGAGUGUGUACUCUUCUACAGACUCAGAUUCAGAAGAAGAAAGAGAACAAAAAAUCCAUGUUGAAAUAAAACCAAUAAGCAAUGGUAGCGCGCCCAUGUCAGCCAGCGUAGAUGAGUUGAGAGCCACAGUAGAGAAUAUAAGAUACAAAAUAGGAACAACGCGAAGAGGUUCAAAUAUUAAUGCAAGCAAAGCUAGUAAUGAAUCAAACAAUCUUAUUGACAUCUUUCAGAGCCCUAACGCUAGUAACCCUGCUUCACCACAUGGUAAUGUCUCGAAUCCCUAUGCACCAUUACAAGGCAACCAAUCCCAUGUACUCGAAAGUCCAACUCCCGUGUCUGCCGCCGAUGUCGGCGAUCUCUUUUCUGAAGUUGGUGAAAUGAUACAAAGUAAUUUUAGAACGUCUACUCCCACCAUAUCCACUAUAUCAUUGCCUCGACCGCCAUCUAGACGAUCUGAAGGCGAUUUCCGUACGGCUGGUUCCUCCGGAUCCCGUGGUCCAUCGCCGCUCACUAUAGGCAUGGCAGACACCAUUCCUCUGGCAGUCGCAUUUCAUGAAAUCAUACACUCCUAUUUCCGUGGAACAGAGGAAAGUCGAUGUCAAGUAAAAAUGUCGGGAGAUAUGAUGCUUUCUUUUCCUACUGGAAUUGUAGGUGUCCUCGCGAACAAUCCCAAUCCGGCAAAGCUUUGCUUUAGACUUAAAAACAUACACCGACUGGACAACGUGCUGCCAAACAAACAGCUUAUAAGCAUUAAUGCAAUGAUGUCAACUCGUGACACUACUGUAGUGGAAUUCAAUAUGUCCGCGCUAACUUCUCUUUUGAAAAGACAAUCUGAAAAGAAUCCCACAGCUCAAUAUUUCAACGUCGACAUAUUGAAGUAUCAGGUUAGGCCAAAGGCCGGGGCCGCGUCUUGUCCUUUGCAAAUGGUGUCCUAUUGGAAAUGCGAGAAAGAUCACACAGAUCUAAAAGUCGACUACAAGUUCAAUCUCCACGCUAUGAGUCCCCCCUCACCCUUGCUUAACGUUUCUGUAUUUGUACCAAUGAAUGGAUCUGUGAAAAACGUCAUUGCUAUGCCAAAAAAUACAUGGAACGCGGAGAUAGAGCAGGCUCUAUGGCGAUUCACAGAAUUGUCUCAGCAUUCUGAAGAUAGAGGAGUCGGUUCAUUACGAGCACGAUUCGAAUUACUCAAUGGGCCAUCUACAAAAACAACAAUAUCCGCCCAGUUCAACUGUGAAGGUGCAACCCUGUCCGGUAUUGAGUUUGAGUUGGUCGGGAGCGGGUACCGUCUCUCCCUUGUGAAACGUCGCUUUGUUUCUGGAAAAUAUAUUUGUGAUAUACAUAUAUGUGGUAACCAUAACGAUGUCUCGAAUGUUUCCCGUCUCUACGCGUUGCUAGUUGCUGGUUGUCGGCACGUCUGUCACGGAUGGCUGGUGGGUACCUACUGUCUCAAUUUGCUAUAUUUUCAGGUGGAGCUUGAGAAUUUGAACGCUGCCACAGACGAGAUCAACAAACUUGAACUGGAACUAGAUUCUAGUAACUAUGAACAUGAUACCAUUCAGACCAGUUCUGCAUCCUUACUACGACAUCAAACGAGACACGUAAACGCUCGGUGCGCAGGCGCAGCGCGGCGCGGGUCAAUUAGAUCCAACUCCGAGUCAAUGAAAACCUUCCACCUGCUGCUGAACGAGACAUCGCGCCGGCUACAGGCUCUGACAAAACGAUUGGGCACAUGCGUUGAUAAGUCACGUCCGUAUCACGACGCUGUCGCAGCAUCAGCCAGCGCAAGAAGUGAAUGUCAGCGAGCUGCCGUACAGUAUCAGAGGGCUAGCGAACUCCACGCCGCCGCCAAGGAGACGGUGACUCUGGCUGAACAGAGGUUCGUGAGCAAACAGGACGAGUGGCAGUUUGAUAACAACUGGCAGGAAGUGCUCAACCAUGCCAUCAUUAAGGUCAUGGAUGCUGAAAAACGUAAAGCGGAGAGUGGGAGAGAACACCAGAAGAAAGCGGCUCUUUAUAUAGCGGCUGAGAGAAAGGUCACACAACUCGAAGAGAGUCUGAAACGUAACAUCAUAAAGUCAAAAGUUUACUUCGAAGAGAAGAAACUAUGCGAUGAACAACUACAAGCUCAGAACGAGAAGAUUGAAAAGUUACAGCGGCUCAUAGCGGACGCUAAGUUUAGAUACUCGAAAUCUCUGAAAAUUCUCGAGGAAAUAUCUGAAGAGAUACACAGACAGAGAGGGGAAUAUCUACCAGGGAAAGAUGGCAUUCCAGUGGGACCGAGGGAGCCGGGGGUGGGGGCGGAACGGGAUCCUGUACACGACGAGACACAGGUGGAGGGAAGUGACAACGACGAAUCCAGCUUACAGGAACUGAGGAUGAGGGUCCGGGAACUGGCGCUGAAACCUAUCGACAGAAACGACGUGGAAACAGACGAGGCGUGGGCGCAAGAACUGAACGAGACCAUCAACAAGCUGGACCAGCUGCUCAUGAUGAAGGAGUCCAACCAACAGAAGAGGUCCAAGUUCACGGCCAGCUCGCCGAGGAACGCCAGCGCGCCCUCCACCAGCACCAACACCGGGAAGUACAACCAGCCACCCAGCGAUACCUGGAACAACGAUACAAACCUCUCACGGCCGAAAUCAAUCAGCAGGGAGGUUGUAUACGACAUGAACCCGCCGAUCACUAAGACGGAUAAAUCUAAGAGCAUGAUGUCGCUGGAUGUACUGGCUCUGGCCAGAGACGCGUCUAUGAAGGACCGCGAGUCAUACCUGAAGGCGGUCAUAGAAGACAAGUCACCCACCGGCACAUACACGGAGAGUAACUCAGAUAGGAACGAUAGUCCUGAUGAUAUUCUGUUGGUGGAAUGUGACUCGAGCGACUCAACACAGACUCCCGUCAUCAGAAUGACCAGCUCCGCCCUCACGGACAGCGACCACAGCUAG
Danaus chrysippus (African queen) is the source of this 4326-nucleotide messenger RNA. NCBI's taxonomy places the organism in Eukaryota, Metazoa, Arthropoda, Insecta, Lepidoptera, Nymphalidae. The record is from the annotation of a GenBank genome assembly.